Cyprinus carpio (common carp) is the source of this 1992-nucleotide messenger RNA. Its product is annotated as ribonuclease inhibitor-like. Gene Ontology annotation, molecular function: protein binding. Lineage: Eukaryota; Metazoa; Chordata; Actinopteri; Cypriniformes; Cyprinidae. The transcript is spliced from 13 exons. The coding region runs from base 1 to 1992 and encodes 663 amino acids. The record is from RefSeq and is a predicted model, not a curated record.
AUGAACCUGAACAACAGUCGUCUGCUGGAUUCAGGAGUCCAAGAGAUCUGUGAGGGACUGAAGAACCCUGUGUGUGAGCUGAAGAUACUGAAUUGUAGACUUCCAGACUGCAGUAUCAGUGAAGAAGGUUAUAAAGCUCUGUCUUCAGCUCUGAGAUCAAACCCUUCACACCUGAUAGAGCUGGAUCUCACAGGAAAUGAUCCUGGACCAUCAGGAGUGAAGCAGCUCAGUGAUUUACUACAGGAUCCAAACUGUCAACUCAAGACUCUGAGGUUUUUGGGUCCUGCUGCAGAUGAAGGCUGUCAGUAUGUGACUGGAAUUGUGGGUAAAAACCCGUUACUCCUGAGAGAGCUGGAUCUGAGUGAACAUAAACUAGGAGACACACGAGUGAAUCAGAUCUCUGCUCUACUGCAGGAUAAACACUGUACACUCAACACACUGAAACUGAAUAACUGUGAGCUGACAGAGAAAAGCUGUUCAGUUCUAGCUACUGUUCUCUCCUCCAAAACCAUCCUGAAAGAGAUGAACCUGAACAACAGUCGUCUGCUGGACUCAGGAGUCAAAGAGAUCUGUGAGGGACUGAAGAACCCUGGGUUGGAGAAAAUAAUACUUUCAGACUGCAGUAUCAGUGAAGAAGGUUAUAAAGCUCUGUCUUCAGCUCUGAGAUCAAACCCUUCACACCUGAUAGAGCUGGAUCUCAAAGGAAAUGAUCCUGGACCAUCAGGAGUGAAGCAGCUCAGUGAUUUACUACAGGAUCCAAACUGUCAGCUCAAGACUCUGAGGUUUUUGGGUCCUGCUGCAGAUGAAGGCUGUCAGUAUGUGACUGGAAUUGUGGGUAAAAACCCAUUACUCCUGAGAGAGCUGAAUCUCACUAGACAUAAACUAGGAAACACAGAAGUGAAUCAGAUCUCUGCUCUACUGCAGGAUAAACACUGUAAACUCAACACACUGAUUCUGUGGAGAAGCAGUAUUACAAAGAAACAGUGUCUCAUCCUGACUUCAGCUCUGAAAUCAAACCCAUCACACCUGAGAGAACUGAACCUGAGCGGGAAUCAAAUAAAAACCACAGGAGUGAAUCACUUAUGUGACGUACUGAAGGAUUCACGCUGUAAACUGGAGAGAUUGAGGUUAAGCCGCUGUUAUUUGACAGAAGAAGGUUGUUCUGCUGUGACUUCAGCUCUGAAAUCAAACCCAUCACACCUGAGAGAACUGAACCUGAGCGGGAAUAAACUAGGAGACUCUGGAGUGAAAAACCUCAGUGAUCUACUGAUGAACACACAAUUCAAGCUGGAGAAACUAGUACUUUCCGACUGCAGUAUCACUGAAGAAGGUUAUAAAGCUCUGUCUUCAGCUCUGAGAUCAAACCCUUCACACCUGAUAGAGCUGGAUCUCACAGGAAAUGAUCCUGGACCAUCAGGAGUGAAGCAGCUCAGUGAUUUACUACAGGAUCCAAACUGUCAACUCAAGACUCUGAGUCUGUGUAGAUGCAGUAUUACAGAGAAACAGUGUCUCAUCCUGACUUCAGCUCUGAAAUCAAACCCAUCACACCUGAGAGAACUGAACCUGAGCUGGAAUCAACUACUAGGAGACUCUGGAGUGAAAAACCUCAGUGAUCUACUGAUGAACACACAAUUCAAGCUGGAGAAACUAGAUCUGCGUGGAUGCAGUAUUACAGAGAAACAGUGUCUCAUCCUGACCUCAAAUCAAAAAUCAAACCCAUCACACCUGAGAGAACUGGACCUGAGCUUGAAUCAAAUAAAAAACACAGGAGUGAAUCACUUAUGUGACGUACUGAAGGAUUCACGCUGUAAACUGGAGAGAUUGAGUCUUUAUGACUGUGGCAUUACAGAUGUUUCUUCUUUAACUCAGUCUUUGACAAACACAAAAGCUCUGCAGUUUCUAAAACAGCUUAAUCUGGGUGAUAAUAAGAUUGGAGACUCAAAGCAGAAGCUCAUUGAUGUGCUACGAGACUCAAACUGUAAACUGAGGUGA